CGUUUUAGCAAAGCACAUAAACAAUGAGAUUAUCAAAUAUUUAAUUAUCGAAAAGAUUAGAUGAAAUAAUAAUUGAGAUUCUCUUAAACACACGUCUUUCACGUUGCUAUUGUUCAGAUGAAAACAGGAAAAAAAGGUUAAAAUUAACAUCACUGUUGUAGAUUGGAUUGAUACAAAAAAGGCUCCUUUUUUUCUCGUUCUCUCUGUUCUGUUUUUGUGAUAUUAAGUGGACACAUGCGCCAAUAAAACUCUCCCUUUUUUUUUUUUUUUUCUCUCUUCUAUAUCUCCGUAGCUGCUACGCUUUCCUUUCCAUUACCAUUGUCAUUGUCUCAAGCUAAAUACUUUCUUUUUUUUCUAUGUAUCUCUUCUGUCAUUGGGUUCUUUUCUAUAGGGUCAAGUUCCAAUCUGGAAAGGAUUGAAGGUGAAUUUUGUUUAUUCUACUCCUAAUAUCUCUUCACCCCUUUUUUCUUGGCAUUGUUUCAAGUGAAGCCUUUUCUUUUCCUCGUUUCUUUUCUGGCAUUGGGUUCCUUAGAAUUAUCAAGAAAAAGGGUAUCGUGGAAUCUUGGGAAGGAUUGAAGUGAAUUCGUUUCUCUUCAGUCUUUCUUUUUGCAUUGUCUUCUAAACUGGAAACCUGUUUUUCUAUCUCCUUCAUUUUUUCGUAUUGGGUUCCUUAGAAUUAUUAAAGAAAAGGGUAAGGUUGGAAUCUUGAGGAGGAUUAAGUGUUUUGCACGAGAAGAUGUCGAUACCAAAGGAGCCAGAGCAAGUGAUGAAGAUGAGAGGGGGGUCGGUGUUGGGUAAAAAGACCAUUCUAAAGAGCGACCAUUUCCCUGGAUGCCAAAACAAGCGCUUGUCUCCUCAGAUCGAUGGUGCUCCCAAUUACCGUCAGGCAGACUCAUUGCGUGUUCAUGGAGUUGCAAUACCAACAAUUGUUGGAAUUCAAAAUGUUCUUAAGCAUAUCGGUGCCCAGAAAGAUGGGAAGCAAGCACAUGUUCUUUGGAUUAGUCUUCGUGAGGAACCGGUUGUGUAUAUUAAUGGACGUCCCUUUGUUUUGCGUGAUGUGGAACGGCCCUUCUCCAACCUAGAAUAUACGGGAAUCAACAGGCACAGGGUUGAGCAAAUGGAAGCUCGGUUGAAGGAAGAUAUUUUGAUAGAAGCUGCAAGAUAUGCAAAUAAGAUCCUUGUCACUGAUGAACUGCCAGAUGGUCAGAUGGUGGACCAGUGGGAACGAGUUUCCUUUGAUUCUGUGAAGACACCAUUGGAGGUGUAUGAGGAAUUGCAACUUGAAGGGUACUUGGUUGACUAUGAGCGUGUGCCUAUAACGGAUGAAAAAUCACCAAAGGAGCUGGAUUUUGAUAUUCUGGUUAAUAAAAUUUCACAAGCUGACAUAAGCACUGAGGUAAUUUUUAAUUGUCAAAUGGGACGAGGAAGAACAACUACUGGCAUGGUGAUUGCAACUUUGGUUUAUCUCAACAGAAUUGGAGCUUCUGGCAUACCUAGAACCAAUUCAAUCGGCAGAGUUUUUGAGUCUGGUUCUAAUGUCACUGACAAUAUGCCCAAUUCUGAGGUGGCAAUUCGUAGAGGAGAAUAUGCAGUCAUAAGAAGCCUGAUUCGGGUCCUUGAGGGUGGUGUUGAAGGGAAAAGACAAGUGGACAAGGUCAUUGACAAAUGUUCUUCAAUGCAGAACUUAAGAGAAGCAAUUGCCACUUAUCGGAAUAGUAUUCUUCGUCAGCCAGAUGAGAUGAAGAGGGAAGCAUCACUUUCAUUUUUUGUGGAGUAUUUGGAGAGAUAUUACUUUCUUAUAUGCUUUGCUGUAUAUAUCCAUUCAGAGAGAGCAGCUCUCCGUUCUAGUUCCUCUGAUCAUACCAGUUUUGCUGACUGGAUGAAAGCAAGGCCAGAAUUAUAUAGCAUUAUUCGCAGGUUGCUUCGGAGAGAUCCAAUGGGUGCACUUGGAUAUGCAAGUCUGAAACCAUCUUUGACAAAGGUUAUUGAAUCUGGUGAUGGUCGCCCUCAUGAAGUGGGUGUAGUUGCUGCUCUGAGGAAUGGAGAGGUUCUUGGGAGCCAGACUGUCCUAAAAAGUGAUCACUGUCCUGGUUGUCAAAAUGUAAGCUUACCGGAGAGAGUGGAGGGUGCUCCUAAUUUCAGAGAGGUUCCUGGGUUUCCAGUUUAUGGAGUUGCAAAUCCAACUAUUGAUGGAAUUCGAUCUGUCGUCCAAAGGAUUGGUAGCGCCAAAGGUGGUCGUCCAGUUUUUUGGCACAAUAUGCGGGAAGAACCUGUUAUCUACAUUAAUGGAAAGCCAUUUGUUCUUCGUGAGGUUGAAAGACCUUAUAAAAACAUGUUGGAGUACACGGGAAUUGAUCGUGAGAGAGUGGAGAGAAUGGAAGCUCGAUUGAAGGAAGAUAUUCUGCGAGAAGCUGAACGCUAUGAGGGUGCUAUAAUGGUCAUUCAUGAGACAGAUGAUGGGCAAAUAUUUGAUGCUUGGGAACAUGUCAAUUCUGAUUCUAUACAAACUCCCCUAGAGGUUUUUAAAUGCUUAGAGGAUGAUGGUUUUCCCAUUAAGUAUGCACGUGUGCCCAUUACUGAUGGCAAAGCUCCCAAAAGUUCUGACUUUGAUACACUGGCUGCAAACAUCGCUUCUGCUUCAAAGGAUACUGCUUUUGUAUUCAAUUGCCAGAUGGGAAGAGGGAGGACAACAACUGGUACUGUAAUAGCUUGCCUUGUGAAGCUUUGUAUUGAUUAUGGGAGACCAAUUAAAGCCCUGCUUGAUGACAUGAGCCGUGAACAGGCAGAUGGAAGCUCCUCAAGUGGUGAAGAAAGUGGAAGCAGUGUCACUAGAUUGACCUCUAGUCCUGUUAAAGUAAAAACAGAAAAUGAGCAAGGCCGUGCAUUUGGCAUUGAUGAUAUCUUACUUUUGUGGAAGAUAACAAGAUUAUUUGAUAAUGGAGUGGAGUGCCGUGAGGCCUUAGAUGCAAUCAUUGAUAGAUGUUCAGCACUACAGAACAUACGACAAGCAGUUCUGCAGUACAGGAAGGUAUUCAACCAACAGCAUGUUGAGCCAAGGGUGAGGAGAGUGGCACUGAACCGUGGUGCUGAGUACUUGGAACGGUAUUUCCGUUUAAUUGCUUUUGCUGCAUAUCUUGGAAGUGAAGCAUUUGAUGGGUUUUGUGGACAAGGAGAAUGCAUGAUGACAUUUAAGAACUGGUUGCAUCAGAGACCGGAGGUCCAAGCAAUGAAAUGGAGUAUAAGAUUAAGGCCUGGGCGAUUUUUCACUGUCCCUGAGGAAUUGAGAGCACCACAUGAAUCCCAACAUGGAGAUGCUGUAAUGGAGGCCAUUGUGAAGGCACGUAAUGGUUCUGUUUUAGGGAAUGGCUCUAUACUUAAGAUGUACUUCUUUCCAGGUCAAAGGACUUCCAGCAACAUCCAAAUUCAUGGUGCACCACAUGUUUUCAAGGUGGAUGAAUACCCUGUUUAUAGCAUGGCAACUCCGACAAUUAGUGGUGCUAAGGAGAUGCUAGCAUAUCUAGGUGCCAACAAGUCCAAGGCAGAAGGAUUUGCUGGUCAGAAAGUGGUGGUGACUGAUCUGAGAGAAGAGGCAGUUGUGUACAUCAAUGGCACGCCAUUUGUACUGAGGGAGUUAAAUAAGCCUGUUGAUACCCUAAAGCAUGUCGGAAUUACUGGCCCAGUGGUGGAACACAUGGAGGCACGGCUAAAGGAAGAUAUAUUAUCUGAGGUUAGACAGUCUGGAGGUCGAAUGCUUUUACAUCGUGAAGAAUAUAGCCCAUUAUCAAAUCAGUCCAGUGUUGUAGGAUACUGGGAAAACAUCUUUGCUGAUGACGUGAAGACACCUGCUGAAGUGUAUGCAGCUCUAAAGAAUGAGGGGUAUAAUAUAGCUUAUAGGAGGAUACCAUUAACUAGAGAGAGGGAAGCUUUAGCUUCUGAUGUGGAUGAAAUCCAGAACUGUCAAGAUGACUCCUCACGGUUUUACCUUUAUGUAUCACAUACUGGAUUUGGAGGAGUUGCAUAUGCAAUGGCAAUCAUCUGUAGCAGACUUGAUGCAGAGGUGAAGUUUGGGACAUCUAGUGUUACACAAUCAUUGGCUGAUGCACAUCUGCAUUCUACACUUGAAGAAAACUUGCCAUCCCGAACUUCUGAUGAAGAAGCACUGAGGAUGGGUGAUUAUCGUGACAUACUAAGUCUUACAAGAGUUCUCAUGCAUGGUCCCAAAAGCAAAGCAGAUGUUGAUAUCAUUAUUGAAAGGUGUGCUGGUGCAGGGCAUUUACGGGAUGAUGUCCUUCAUUUCAAUAAGGAACUCGAGAAGGUCACAGAUGAUGAUGAUGAACAUCGGGCAUACCUUAUGGAUAUGGGCAUAAAGGCUUUAAGGCGUUACUUCUUCCUCAUCACAUUCCGGUCUUACCUAUACUGCACAUCUCCAAUUGAGACAAAAUUCACUUCUUGGAUGGAUGCAAGGCCUGAACUUGGACAUCUCUGUAGUAAUCUUAGAAUAGAUAAAUAAUUCGGCAUAUUGUACAGGUUGCGAUGUAUGUACAGUUGACAAUGCCUAUUGUAGUUUCUCCCUUCAUAGUUCCCGUCCAGUUUUCCCACUCCCACCGGUGUGUGAUUGGUCGCUUUAUAUCAAGAGAGUCAGUGAUUUGGUGAUGAGAAACCUGAUCAAUUGGCCUAUGGUGUCUACUGUUUUUCGUUUAAGGGAGGCUGAGCAGGUUAGAAAAUUCAUAGGAUCCGAAGUCGAAACCCCAUAAAAGAGUAGGGUUGAGUGUCCAAGUUUGCUGAGAAUCAUGGAGUAGAGAUAUAUUCUUUUUUUCUUUUUUCCUCUUCAAAAAAUUUUAUCUUUCAGAAUGGCAAUUGUACAAGUAGAACAUGUUGAUACUCAAAUAGCAAAUUACUCCAUAUAUUUGGUCGACUGCCAA
Molecule: messenger RNA, 4922 nt
Organism: Theobroma umbraticum
Lineage: Eukaryota; Viridiplantae; Streptophyta; Magnoliopsida; Malvales; Malvaceae
Product: metal ion-binding protein
Source: RefSeq, a predicted model, not a curated record